This is a messenger RNA of Nicrophorus vespilloides, 3074 nucleotides long. Its product is annotated as WD repeat-containing protein 6. Lineage: Eukaryota; Metazoa; Arthropoda; Insecta; Coleoptera; Silphidae. Gene Ontology annotation, cellular component: cytoplasm. Bases 189 to 3074 code for a protein of 961 amino acids. The transcript has 4 exons. Gene Ontology annotation, molecular function: protein binding. The record is from RefSeq and is a predicted model, not a curated record. Gene Ontology annotation, biological process: tRNA methylation.
AAUACCAUUUCAGAUACCAAAUCAGAGCUGCACAUGAAUUAAGAUUCGAUAACUGCGCCAGCUGACUAUACUUUUGGAAGAGAUCUGUAUAUAACGUUCCAUACUUGUGCUGUCGAAUAACACAUUCUGACCAUAUUUUCAUCAACAAUGUUUUUCAACUUCCAAUAACAACAAAGACGACAAUUAAAAUGGCUCUAGUAAAGUUUACUGGAAAACUAAUUAAAACGGACGUGACCGCUAUAAAACUCCUCGAAAACCACUUAUUAUGCGGAAUUGGAGCUUUUCUACAUGUGUACAGUAUAGAUGAAACGGCUUCAUCAUUAUUGCAUAAAUUAAGAGUGUUUAAUGGAGUCAGGAUAUAUGGAAUACAAUUGAGUGAAAGUGGCAAUAAAGUGUUAUUGCAUGCAGAGAACCAGAUUAAAGUGUAUUCAAUGGAUUUGAAGAGUUUGGAAUUUAAGGAAAUUGCUUGUGUGGAGAGCAGCGAUUGGGUUUUAAGAGCUAAAUGGAUUGAUUCUGAUGAGAAUAUAGUUGCUAUCUCAAUGCACAAUGUAAUUGAAUACUACACAAAAGAUUUGGAAUUGAAGAAAUCAAUAGUUUGCGAGGAAAGAUGCAUUUUGUACUGUGCAAAUCUUAGUUACAACAGAUGGGAGGAUUUGGUUGUGUUAUCUGGGACUGUUUUCUCUGAAGUCCUGAUUUGGAAACCGAGCUUUGAUGAAGGGGCUGAGUUGUGCAAAGUUUUGAGAAGAUUGACUGGGCAUAAUGGAGUUCUAUUCUCGAUACACCAUGUGCCUGGAAUGGAAUUAAUAUGCACGACGUCGGACGAUCGUUCGGUGAUUUUGUGGCAAUUCGAUGGGGAAUUGCAGGAUGUUUUAAAAACGAACGAAGAGAUCAGAUUGAAGAAGAGAAUGUACGGGCACAAGGCGCGCGUGUUCGGAUGUCAACUGUUAACUAAUCAUGUGGUUUCGAUAGGUGAGGACGGCUUCCUGAUUGUAUGGGAUUUGAAUGGAAAUCUGUUGAGAAAGAUCGAGGCUCAUCAGAACGGACGAAUUUGGUCCGUUGAUUGCAGCGAAGAGAGGAACAUGAUCGUUACAGGUGGAGGAGAUUCUGGAGUGAUAGUUUUUCCCAUAAAACCGUUGAUGAUGAUCGAUCAUCUGGAAUUCCAAGAGAAAGCUACACCGAAGCACUUGGUUCUCUUGGAGAACAACGAUAUCGUGUUAAUUACAGAUAAGGGAUGUGUUUAUCAAAUGAAUUCCGAAUCAGAUUGGUGUCGAUUGAUGUGGACUUUCGAGGAAUUCGAGAGCUAUUCGCUUCUGGAAGUCUCCAGUUGCAGAAAAAUGAUCGCCUUGGCUGGUUUCAAAGGAGUCAUCCGCGUCAUAACAUUGAACGAAUCCAAUGGAAAAUUGGAGCUAACCGCUUAUCAUCGAGGAAUUGAGAAGGAUAGGACGUACUCGUUGCAUUGGCUCAACUGCAAGCACAUUUUAACCUGCGGCAUUGACGGUUUAUUGUAUCUAUGGAGGAUCGAAAAUGGGGCUCUGAUACUCUUGCAUAUAUCGCAAUUACCGAAAAUCAAAGAGAGAUGGUCAACGGCUGCUUGCCUUUGUGGAAAAGGUAUAGCGGUUGGAGACAGAAAAGGCAACUUGCAUUACUACGAUCUUCACGAUCUCAAUCCUAUGCAGACCUUCAAACGCACUCACAAUCAUUUAGGAAUCACCAAUUUACACUACGAUAGUACUUCAGGUAUACUCACAACACUCGGAAGAAAUUCUAGAGUUUGCAAGUUUAAGCUUGAUUCGCACACCAGGCAAUUGGAGUUGCUGACUAGCGAUAAAUUACCAUUCACGUGGUUAUGCUCAAUGGUCCAAGAGAAACGCAUAAUCACAGCGUUUUCAGGAAACGAUUUCGUCCUUUGGGACUACAAAACUAGACGUGUCGUAUUGCAAUUGGGCUGCGGCGGAGGUCACAGGUCGUGGGACUUCAAUCCAAAGCACAGCAAAUUCGAAUACGUCUACAUCAAGAAUAAAACGAUAAAUGUGAUUAAAUCAGAAUGGAGUUGUAUCAAUUCUCGCGAUAUAAUCAAAGGUUUUCAUGUGAACGAAAUAAAUUCGUUGAGAUGUUUGAAACGCGAUGGAUGCAUUUACUCUUUGAGCGGCGGCGAAGACACCACUCUGAGGAUUGCCAAAUACGAUGGACAAAACUUUGAGAACAUCGACGUGCUGAAGUCGCAUCUAUCAAGCAUUAGAUGCUUAAACUUGUACCAGCUCGAGGAUGAAUCGAAAUGUUUCCUGUUUUCUGCAGGAGGAAGAGGACAGAUCAUCCUUUGGCAAUUGGAUUUCAACAAGGAGAACAUCUGCAACCAACUCUUCUCUUAUUACGAGGCCGACAGCAAUUUGUCUGAAGUGCGGGUCAUGGAUUUGUGCUCCGCGAAGAUAAACGAUGAAGUUUUGCUGUUCGCUGCCUGUUCAGAUGGUAAAAUCAAGAUCUACUCUAUGCAAAACGACGAGUUGAAGCUUGCGAAAACCUUGGAAUACAAACUGAAGUGUAUUCUUAAGGUCACGCUGUUAACAUACGAAGAUGAAACAAUUGUUGUUUCCAUGGCUACGGAUGGUUAUUUGGUGUUUUGGGACUUGAAGACUGGAUACAAGUUCGGUGAAAUUAAAGCACAUAUUUCGGGUAUAAACAGUUUCGCUUUUAGAAAGAUGAAUGAAGACAUCUUCCUGUUUUUAACCGGAGGAGACGAUAACGCUCUGACGAUGAAUCUUUUUAAAAUUGUUAGGAACGAAAAUGAGUUGGGUUUGGAAACGAUUUCCGAUUACUCCAAUGAUGGAACUCAUGUGGCGCAAGUGAGUGGAGUUUACUUGGACGAGGAAUACUUUAUGGCAACGUCUUUGGACCAGAAGCUUACCAUCUUUAAGUAUGAUAUAUUGAAUGGUACAAUUUUGGUACGGUACGCGGGUGUUUAUAACUCAACCAUUUCAGAUGCUAAAGGCAUCGAAGUUUUCAGGAGUGAAAAAUCGUUGGAAAUUGUUUUAUACGGAUUGGGAAUAGAAAUAAUUAAUUGUAAUUUAUCUGUGUAG